ACUAUAGCCUAGAAAUGUGGGAUCUAAGAUAUUUUUGUCAUAUAGUACUCUCUCUCCAUAUCCUUCAACUACAGUGAAGACAAUAAAGUGAUGAUGUAAAUGUGUAUUUAUUGACAUGGGAAGUGUUUAUAUUGUUCAAUGAAAAAAGCGUAGGACAUAGGGCAAUAGAGUAUAAUUUGAGAGAAUACCAGUAAAAUGUUAGCAGUGGGUAUCGUUAGGUGGUAGGAUUAUGGACCUUAAAAUUUUUUUUUCCUUUUGUUUUCUGCUGUCUGCAUUUCCUAAAUUUUUAAACAAUAAAUGUAUAUAGUACACAUUUGUUUGUUUAAUUAAAACAGAAUGUAUGUUUCCAACUUCAAAGGACUGAGUAGCAGGGUCAGGGGUCUGGGGACCAUGGUUUCAAGGAACAUGUAGGUCAAUUGACAUAAGAAAGUUUAUGAAGAAAAUGUUCUGCAUCCCACUUUGGUGAGUGGUGUCUGGGGUCUUAAAAGCUAGUGAGUGGCCAUCUAAGAUGCAUCAAUUCGUCCUAACCCACCUGGAGCAAAGGAUAAUGAAGAACACCAAAGACACAAGGAAAAUAUUAGCCCAAAUGACAGAAAGGGCCACAUAAACCAGAGACUCCAUCAGCCUGAGACCAGAAGAACUAGAUGGUGCCCAGCUAUCACCAUUGACUGUCCUGACAAGGAACACAACAGAGAGUCCCUGACAGAGCAGGAGAAAAGUGGGGUGCAGAACUCAAAUCCUAGUAAAAAGACCAGAUGUAAUGGUGUGACUGAGACAAGACUGGAGGGACCCCAGAAGAUAUGGCCCCUGCACUCUCUGUUAGCCCAAAACUGAAACCAGUCCCGAAGCCAACUCUUCAGACAAAGAUUAGACUGGACUAUAAGACAUAAGGUUUUCACUGGCUAAUGCUUUUCAGAAGUAGACUGCCAGGUCCUUCUUCCUAGUCUGUCUUAGUCUGGAAGCUCAGCUGAAACCUGUCCUCCAUGGGUAACCCUGCUGAUAUCUGAAUACUGGUGGCAUAGCUUCCAGCAUCACAGCAAAACACAAGCCCCCACAGUACGACAAACUGACAGACACGUGGGGGCAUUAGCCAGUGAAAACCUUAUGAAUAGCAGCGGAACAUUGUCUGAUAUAGUGCUGGAAGAUGAGUCCCCCAGGUUGGAAGGCACUCAAAAGAUGACUGGGGAAGAGCUGCCUCCUCAAAGUAGAGUUGACCUUAAUGACGUGGAUGGAGUAAAGCUUUCGGGACCUUCGUUUGCUGAUGUGGCACGACUCAAAAUGAGAAGAAAUAGCUGCAAACGUCCAUUAAUAAUUGGAACCUGGAAUGUACGAAGUAUGAAUCUAGGAAAAUUGGAAAUCGUCAAAAAUGAAAUGGAACGCAUAAACAUCGAUAUCCUAGGCAUUAGUGAGCUGAAAUGGACUGGUAUUGGCCAUUUUGAAUUGGACAAUCAUUUAGUCUACUAUGCUGGGAAUGACAACUCGAAGAGGAAUGGUGUUGCAUUCAUCAUCAAAAAGAACAUUUCAAGAUCUAUCCUGAAGUACAAUGCUGAGAGUGAUAGGAUAACGUCCAUACGCCUACAAGGAAGACCAGUUAAUAAGACUAUUAUUCAGAUUUACCCACCAACCACUAGGGCCAAAAAUGAAGAAAUAGAAGAUUUUUAUCAGCUGCUGCAGUCUGAAAUUGAUCAAACAUGCAAUCAAGAUGCAUUGAUAAUUACUGGCGAUUGGAAUGCAAAAGUUGGAAACAAAGAAGAAGGAUCGGUAACUGGAAAAUACGGCCUUGGUGAUAGAAACAAUGCCGGAGAUCGAAAGAUAGAAUUUUGCAAGACCAACGACUUUUUCAUUGCAAAUACCUUCUUUCACCAACAUAAACGGCGACUGUACACAUGGACCUCGCCAGAUGGAACACACAGAAAUCAAAUUGACUACAUCUGUGGAAAGAAACGAUGGAAAAGCUCAGUAUCAUCAGUCAGAACAAGGCCAGGGGCCGACUGUGGAACAGACCAUCAAUUGCUCAUAUUCAAGUUCAAGCUGAAACUGAAGAAAAUCAGAGCAAGUCCAUGAGAGCCAAAAUAUGGCCUUGAAUAUAUCCCACCUGAAUUUAGAGACCAUCUCAAGAAUAGAUUUGACACAUUGAACACUAAUGACCAAAGACCAGACGAGUUGUGGAAUGAUAUCAAGGACAUCAUACAGGAAGAAAGCAAGUGGUCACUGAAAAGACAGGAAAGAAGGAAAAGACCAAGAUGGAUAUCAGAGGAGACUCUGAAACUUGCUCUUGAGCAUCGAGCAGCUAAAGCAAAAGGAAGAAUCGAUGAAGUAAAAGAACUGAACAGAAGAUUUCAAAGGGCCUCUUGAGAAGACAAAGUAAAGUAUUACAAUGACAUGUGCAAAGAGCUGGAGAUGGAAAACCAAAAAGGAAGAACAUGCUCGGCGUUUCUCAAGCUGAAAGAACUGAAGAAAAAAUUCAAGCCUCGAGUUGCAAUAGUGAAGGAUUCUAUGGGGAAAAUAGUAAACAACGCAGGAAGCAUCAAAAGAAGAUGGAAGGAAUACAGAGUCAUUAUACCAAAAAAAAAAAAUUAGUCGAUAUUCAACCAUUUCAAGAGGUGGGAUGUGAUCAGGAACCGAUGGUACUGAAGGAAGAAGUCCAAGCUGCUCUGAAGGCACUGGUGAAAAACAAGGCUCCAGGAAUUGAUGGAAUAUCAAUUGAGAUGUUUCAACAAACAAAUGCAGUGCUGGAGGGGCUCGCUCAUCUAUGCCAAGAAAUAUGGAAGACAGCUUCCUGGCCAACUGAUUGGAAGAGAUCCAUAUUUAUGCCUAUUCCCAAGAAAGGUGAUCCAACCGAAUGUGGAAAUUAUAGAACAAUAUCAUUAAUAUCACAUGCAAGCAAAAUUUUGCUGCAGAUCAUUCAAAAACGGCUGCAGCAGUAUAUCGACAGCGAACUGCCAGAAAUUCAGGCCGGAUUCAGAAGAGGACGUGGAACCAGGGGUAUCAUUGCUGAUGUCAGAUGGAUCCUGGCUGAAAGCAGAGAAUACCGGAAGGAUGUUUACCUGUGUUUUAUUGAUUAUGCAAAGGCAUUCAACUGUGUGAAUCAUAACAAACUAUGGAUAACACUGCAAAGAACACUUAAUUGUGCUCAUGAGGAACCCUUACAUAGAUCAAGAGGCAGUUGUUCAGACAGAACAAGGGGAUACUGAUUGGUUUAAAGUCAGGAAAGGCAUGCCUCAGGGUUGUAUUCUUUCACUAUACCUAUUUAAUCUGUAUGCUGAACAAAUAAUACGAGAAGCUGGACUGUAUGAAGAAGAACGGGGCAUCAGGAUUGGAGGAAGACUCAUUAACAGUCUGCAUUAUGCCGAUGACACAACCUUGCUUGCUGAAGGUGAAGAGGACUUGAAGCACUUUUAAUGAAGAUCAAAGACCACAGCCUUCAGUAUGGAUUACACCUCAACAUAAAGAAAACAAAAAUCCUCACAACUGGACCAAUGAGCAACAUCAUGAUAAACGGAGAAAAGAUUGAAGUUGUCAAGGAUUUCAUUUUACCUGGAUCCACAGUCAACAGCUAUGGAAGCAACAGUCAAGAAAUCAAAAGACGCAUUGCAUUGGGUAAAUCUUCUGCAAAGGACCUCUUCAAAGUGUUGAAGAGCAAAGAUGUCACCCUGAAGACUAAGAUGCGCCUGACCCAAGCCAUGAUAUUUUCAAUCACAUCAUAUGCAUGUGAAAGCUGGACAAUGAAUAAGGAAGACCAAAGAAGAGUUGAUGCCUUUGAAUUGUGGUGUUGGCGAAGAAUAUUGAAUAUACCAUAUGGACUGCCAAAAGAACGAACAAAUCUGUCUUGGAAGAAGUGCAACCAGAAUGCUCCUUAGAGGCGAGGAUGGUGAGACUGUGUCUUACAUACUUUGGACAUGUUGUCAGGAGGGAUCAGUCCCUGGAGAAGGACAUCAUGCUUGGCAGAGUACAGGGUCAGUGGAAAAGAGGAAGACCCUCAAUGAGGUGGAUUGACACAGUGGCUGCAACAAUGAGCUCAAGCAUAACAACGAUUCUAAGGAUGGCACAGGACCGGGCAGUGUUUCAUUCUGUUGUGCAUAGGGUCGCUAUGAGUCGAAACCAACUCGACAGCACCUAACGACAUAAGGUAUAAAAUGAUACUCGUGAAGAGAGUGCUUCUUAGCUCAAAUAGAUACAUGAGACUAAAUGGGCAGCUUCUGUCCGGAGGUGAGAUGAGAAGGUAGAAAGGGACAGGAGCUGGUUGAAUGGACACAGGAAAUCCAGGUAGAAAGGAGGAGUAUGCUGUCACAUUAUAGCGAGAGUAACUAGGGUCACAUAACAAUGUGUGUAUAAAUUUUUGUAUGACAAACUGACUUGAACUGUAAACUUUCACUUAAAGUACAAUAAUAAAAGAAACAAAAUAUAGGUUUUCAGAAUUAUAUUUUACCUUUGUGCUUGCUUGUACUCUGGGUAUUAAAUUCCAGAUUUAUUACAAAUGUUUAAGACUACACUAUUAUGCUAUGAACAAAAUAAAUUCAGAUACAUGGAUAUUAUUUGACAUUCAGUACCCUGAACACGGGCUAAAUGGACCUUUCCUAAGUAAACGUAUGGAGAUACCGGGGUAAUUUUUCUGUCAAGAGAAAGACUCUCUGUUAUCAGAAGUUCUGAAAACAUUUCGUCCCCUCCUUC
Molecule: messenger RNA, 4671 nt
Organism: Loxodonta africana (African savanna elephant)
Lineage: Eukaryota; Metazoa; Chordata; Mammalia; Proboscidea; Elephantidae
Product: craniofacial development protein 2-like
Exons: 1
Coding region: 1105-2064 (319 amino acids)
Biological process (GO): chromatin remodeling
Cellular component (GO): nucleus
Molecular function (GO): catalytic activity
Source: RefSeq, a predicted model, not a curated record